GAUGGCGGAGCAACGGACCCGGCGUGUAGUCCGGGAGUUCCGGUUGGACAUGCGUAGCCAAUGCCGAGUGCCCGCCUGAGGGGAGGAGAGAGCGCGCUCCCGUCUCUUCAGCUCAUGCACGUGUCCGGCUCUGUGUCGGCGAUCCGACCGUUCCGUUCGAGCGCGCGCCCCCGGUAACGCUCGGCCCGUCCUCCCGCUCCUACUGCCCCGGACAUGGAGUGUCUGCUGGUGAGCGAGGCCGGAGCUCACUCUCCCGUUACCCUACCACUGGGCACGGCGCGCACCCUGGGGCGCGGCCCCGACACCCGCGUCACCGACAGGCGGUGCAGCCGCCGGCAAGUACAACUGGUGGCCGAUUACAAAUCAAAGAGCGUCCGUGUCAAGCAGCUGGGUACAAACCCAACUUCGGUGAAUGGCCAGGUGCUUUCCCCUGGGUCAGAGGCGGUGUGGGAGGAGGGGGCCACGCUGUACCUGGUGAACGGGCAGUACCCCUACACCUUCUGCUUCCGUCCCGCGGAGCCUGCAGUCCAUCAACCUUCCUCCAACGCCAGCCGCAAGCGAGCCCAGGAGGGAGCCCCCGAUGCCCCCGAGGUUCCCAGUAAGCGGGCGAACGUGGAGGAGAGCGGACGGGAGGAGGUGGUGAGGGGAGGGGUAGCCACAAACUCUCAGGGCAAAGCUCCCGCUUGCCCUCAGGACACCUGGAUCGAGGACAAGAGCCUGCUUGUGUUUACCAAGGCGGGAGUGUGCGCCAGAUCAAAGUUUGCAGGGUUUGAUAUCGAUGGGACAAUUAUAACAACAAAAUCAGGAAAUGUUUUUCCCAUUGGAGUGGAUGACUGGAGAAUUCUUUAUCCGGAAAUUCCCAAGAGACUCAAGCAGUUAUUCCAGGAUGGAUAUAAGCUCGUCUUCUUCACCAAUCAGAGGGGCAUCAGCCGGGGGAAACUCCGUCCUCAGGACUUCCAGAGGAAGGUGGAGGCAGUGAUCAGCAAGCUGGGAGUGCCGGUCCAGGUUUACGUGUCGACCGGGCUGGGGUUCUACCGGAAGCCAUUACUGGGAAUGUUGGAUCACCUUCAGAAACAGGGGAACGAUGGAGUGGAGAUCGACCUGGACAAGUGCCUCUACGUUGGAGAUGCUGCAGGGAGACCCCCAGACUGGGCUCCGGGCCGGAAGAAGAAGGAUUUCUCCUGCAGUGACCGCCUGUUCGCUCUGAACGCCGGGAUCCCAUUCAGCACUCCCGAAGAGUUUUUCCUGGGCUGGAAGCCGGCCGCCUUCCGUCUCCCAGAGUUCGACCCGAGAAAGCUGCAGACGGGUCUUCCGCAGUACGAGCCACCCUCUGCCCCCCUGACCGUUCCCGGAUCGGAGCUGAUCGUGGCUGUCGGAUUCCCCGGCUCGGGAAAAUCCACCUUCAUCCGGGAUUUCCUGGUGACUGAAGGAUAUGUGUACGCAAACAGGGACACGCUGGGCUCCUGGCAGAAGUGUGUGUCUGUGUGUGAGGCAGCACUGGGCAGUGGCAAGAGGGCCAUUGUGGACAACACCAACUUGGACCUCGAGUCCCGCAGCAGGUACACUGAAUGUGCUCGGAAAGCUGGGGUCCCCUGUCGCUGCUUCCUGUUCACAACUUCUUUUGAGCAGUCAAAGCACAACAUUCGGUUCCGAGAGAUGACAUACACCGGAGAUGGUCACGCUCCAGUCAACGAGGUGGUGAUGAACAGCAGUCGGAAGCGGUACGUGGAACCUACCCUGAGCGAGGGUUUCUCCACCAUCCUGCGCAUCAACUUCCUGCCCCGGUUCCAGGAUCCCAAGCUGCAGGAACACUAUCGCCUCUUCUCUGAGGGCUGAGAUCUGCCACCUCCUUCCCGACCAUCCGCCACCCCCUGGCCGCGGAUCCCGGAGAGGACGACGCCCGGAUCGGGGGCUGUGGGGUCGCCCUGCACUGCCGGCACUCGGGCCAUGGUCCCGAACCCUGUAUCUGUCUGUACCCUGCAAUAAAAUGUAGCCACAAUCCAGCUGGUGUGAGUGUCCCUCUGGGCAGAGAGGCAGAGGCUGUGGCCACAUCCUCUGAGUCGAAUGUUUGCACAGGUAGAUAGUUUAUUCAGGUACAGCGACUCUCUGAUUUGCAUACAGUCCUUAUAGAUCAACCCAUCAAGGGUAAAUGAUACUCGCCACAUACAUUGACAAGUUUUAGGAAACUACAGAGGUGUGUUGGCACUACAGAAAACAGCAUCCAACAGUUAUACAGAAUAAAAUAUUGUGUAAAAAUAAAAUUAGAAGUGUGAAUAUGAAAUAAAAUAUUGAAAUACCACAUUAUGAAAGGUGGUUUUAAGUGUUUACAGUCCAGUGUAGUGUCUGAAUGGUUGGGAGUCUAAUUGGAAUGGUUGAUCAGAUUAACUGCCCGGGAAAUAAACUUUCAG
This is a messenger RNA of Mobula hypostoma (lesser devil ray), 2408 nucleotides long. It is a transcript of the gene pnkp, whose product is annotated as polynucleotide kinase 3'-phosphatase. The transcript has 16 exons. NCBI's taxonomy places the organism in Eukaryota, Metazoa, Chordata, Chondrichthyes, Myliobatiformes, Myliobatidae. The coding region runs from base 214 to 1836 and encodes 540 amino acids. Gene Ontology annotation, molecular function: ATP-dependent polydeoxyribonucleotide 5'-hydroxyl-kinase activity; protein binding; polynucleotide 3'-phosphatase activity. The record is from RefSeq and is a predicted model, not a curated record. Gene Ontology annotation, biological process: DNA repair. Gene Ontology annotation, cellular component: nucleus.